Zophobas morio is the source of this 4289-nucleotide messenger RNA. It is a transcript of the gene Cph, whose product is annotated as B-cell lymphoma/leukemia 11A. The transcript has 3 exons. Gene Ontology annotation, molecular function: DNA-binding transcription factor activity; RNA polymerase II cis-regulatory region sequence-specific DNA binding. The record is from RefSeq and is a predicted model, not a curated record. Gene Ontology annotation, biological process: regulation of transcription by RNA polymerase II. The coding region runs from base 712 to 3186 and encodes 824 amino acids. Lineage: Eukaryota; Metazoa; Arthropoda; Insecta; Coleoptera; Tenebrionidae. Gene Ontology annotation, cellular component: nucleus.
GUCUUAUCUCUCACCUUGCGAUAACCGAAAUCCGCAUUCCCGCCCCUAGUGAAGCGGGCGCGUCGCGACGCCUACACGUGGCGCCCCUCUCCGGCAGAAAGCGACACCACCGCCCCCACCCCUCCGCGAAAAACUCUCAAAACUUAAUUAAUUCGCCUCUCGCGAUUUCCUUAUGAAUGAUAAUCGCUCGUAAAAAGUUGUCCGCUUGUUUCGGUUGUUUGUCGCCGUCUGCGUGCCGUCUCCGGGUUCGGGCGGCGGGGUGUUCGGGCCAGUCUGGGGGGCUUUCGUCGUGGGCGGCGGUCGCGGCGGCUUCGGUCCGUCCGAGCGCGAAAAUCCGGGCCGGAAUGAGCGCGCGUGUGGCGCGAAAGCUCGCUCCGGAGCGCUCCGGUGAGCAUCCGGAGAGCCAGCGGGCAAAGCCCCCACUCCGGGUGAUGUAUGUGCGCAGCAGCAUCCCUUCCUAUGGGGUGAGCACGGCCGGUGGCUAGUGAGUGGCCUGCCCGACUCCGGCCGAGGCGAGCCGACGCGGACCGACCCAGAAACGGCCGAAAGCUGUCCGCGAGCACGACGACACACGCGUUCGGACCAUUGGCCACUCAGCAUCUCUGGUCCAGGACCGGACAGCAUGGUCACUCCCGAGCCGAGCCAGUGACAGUGCGGUGCAGUGACGUGCAGUGACAUGAGACAUAGCCUCUGAACGAAACCAUCGCCAACAUGAGAAUCAAGAUGCCAGCAGUGCGUAUAGCGCAAGCAGACGCAGACGGGGCAAACACCGACACCCACCAGGAUAUCCUGACCUGCGGCGUCUGCCAGAAGCCCUUCGCCCUCUCGGACAUCGUCCGCUUCAUCCAGCACAAGGUAGCCUCUUGCAACAAGGAGAACUUCGGUCAAUGCUUCGGCGGCAGCGAGCGAGAGCGCGACAACGACGACGGGGCGCUGCCCCUCUCCAGCAUAAACACCCGCCGGCCCAGCAUCUCCGCCCCCAUCUCGGGCAAGAAGGCGUCGGGGAGCCGGGUGCACACGCCGCCGCCGGCCUCCCCCAGGCUGCCGGCACCUGGGGACUUGUGCGUCGACGGCGCCGCGUCGUCCACCCCCAAGCGGCGAGCGUCGGCGUCGCCGCUGACGUCGUCCAGCCUGGAGGACGGCGAGGACAUCAAGCCGGACAUCAAGCAGGAGCGGAUGGACACGACGGAGGAGAGCAGCCAGUGCAAGAAGUCGCGGACGGAGUUCGCCGACGCCGAGUCCAACACGACGCACAGCGAGCCCAGCAACUACGUGUGCAGCACGUGCAAGGCCCGCCUCCACUCCGCCUGGCGGCUGGUGCAGCACGUCCAGCACUCCCACGGCAUAAAAAUCUACAUCGAAAGCUCACCCACCAGCAGCAAGAACAACAACAACCACAGUUCGAGCAGCGCCAGCAGCAGUUCCUCCGGGUGCUCAUCCGGCGGCGGCCCUCCGCCGCCCCCGAGCAUGCGUCACCACCUCUUGCCGCCCCCGGACUUGCACAACCCUUUUGGCGUCGGGGGCCUGCUCCGCCUGCCCUUGCCCCCGCUCAACCACGGUCCAGUUCCUCCAGCUCCGCUGUUCUCGCGGCCGGAGCACCACUACCGCAUCGAUCAACUCGUCAGCGAACAAUUCCGCCACCACGGUUUAAACUUGGCGGCGGCGGCGGCCGCCGUCGCCGCCCAGGGCGUCCCGCCGCCGCACGCCAGCUUUCCGUCGCCGGCGGAACGCGCCCCUUCCGCCUCCAGCGUGCCGUCGCGGGAACGCAGCACGCCCAACCAACCCCUUUCUCUGGAACCGCAGCUGGAUUUUUACUCGCAGCGGCUGAGGCAACUCGCUGGUACUACUAGCCCGGGGGCGGCGCAAGCGAGCUCGCCGUCCCCGCGAAAGCACUCGCCGCCGUUCGCAAGCCCCUCGCCCGUGCCGCCUACCACCAUGAGCAACAACAACAUCAGCAGCAGCAGCAGCAAUAACAACAACAACAACAACAGCAGCCAUAGCGGAGGCAGCAGGGCGGCGAGCACGUCGCCGCCGGCGAAAGAGGAAGGAGGGACGCCGAGGACGGCGUCGACGCCGCCGGGCAAGCCCGAGUCGCCGAGGACGGGGAUCGCGACGGAGCCGAGUCACGCGUGCGACUUUUGCGGGAAAAAGUUCCGCUACCAGAACAACCUGGAGACGCACCGGAGGACGCACACGGGGGAGCUGCCGUACAAGUGCACGGUGUGCGACCACGCGUGCGCGCAGAGCUCGAAACUGAAGAGGCACAUGAAGAUCCAUCGGACGCCCGAGGACAGGACAAGUAACGCGGGCUCGGUGGAGACGCUGGACGGCGACGAGAGCGACGAGGAGGAGGAAGUCGAAGAGGAGGAAGAGGAAGAGGAGGAGCUGGAGGAGGAGGAAGCGGAAGAUUUGAGGGUGCCGUCGCAACUCCCUCCAAAAAACGCGAACCAGUCAGCUUCCCUCGUCGGGGAGCUGAUGGAUAAGUUCGGGUUGAGCAACAUCGCUCAGUACAGCGAAGCCUACAAGCAAGCCCUCCAGGAGUCCAACUCGGCGCUGAAGCUGCAGCUCGCCAGCAAGGACCGCGACAACAACAACAGCACCAGCCUCAGCAACCAGCUGAAGCUCCGCGACGAGUUCAAGAGCCUCCUCCCGGGUCCGCCGCCCCAGCCGCUCCCUCUCUUCCCUCCCUUCAACGACUCGUACGAAGCCUCCAAGCGCCUCAAGCUCGACCUGGAGCGCAACGACUGGUGGCUGCCGGGCCUCCCCCGCGACAGCAAAGGUCUCGCCGGCCCCAGCGCCCUCCUGCCCAACCCCCUCAUCAAGAAAGAGACUAGCCGACGCAACGACACGUGCGAGUUCUGUGGCAAAGUGUUCAAAAACUGUUCGAAUCUGACGGUCCACCGCAGAUCGCACACCGGCGAGAAGCCGUACAAGUGCGAGUUGUGUUCGUAUGCCUGCGCGCAAAGUUCCAAGCUGACGAGGCACAUGAAGACGCACGGCAGGAUAGGGAAGGACGUCUACAGGUGCAGAUUCUGCGAGAUGCCGUUCUCGGUGCCGUCGACGUUGGAGAAGCACAUGAGGAAGUGCGUGGUGAACCAGGGGAAGGGACACCUGUUGUCCACGAUGCCGAUGUUGUCGGGAGACGAGGACUCUUCGGCGAGUAUCGCGUCCAAAGAGGCGACAUGACUCUUUCCCUGGGGCGGCAUGAGGCUACCCCCGCCACCUCCCAGUCUUACGUACUAGCUAGUCGACGGACUUUUAGGGAAUUGUGAUGAGUGAUGAAUGAUGGACGAUUGGACACCGGGAGGCUCCAGGGAUGGGGAUUCCGGGUGGACUGUUCGACGCCGCGGGUCGUCGCGUUCGCGAGAGGGGGACGUGGGGCGCGGCGCGGCCGUCGGGAGAUUUUAGACGAGAAGACGUUCAGAGGUUCUCGACCUGGUUGCGAUAGCCGUUUACGUUUUUUUUUUCGUCCCCACGUCCGCUCCGAUUUGGUCGAUCGCGCGACGCGGUACCGCCGAGGCGGCCCCUUCCGCCCGAAAGGGCCGCCUCGUCGCACUUCCAUGUAACCGAUACCAAAGCAAUGUUUAACUUUCGUAACUAUUAUUGAUUAUUGAGUUUAUUAUUGAUUCAUGUAUAUUUGUAAUAAUUAGGUCGUAGGUUGUUGUUUGAGACUGAGGGCCCUGGAUAGCAUGAUGGCGCGUCUUCAGGCCGUCUCGGGCCCACUGUACAUUCCCGAUCAUAUCAUUUCUGGCCAGUAGCCUUGACUGUACAUAAACAGUAUUUAUUGCCGUGUAGACCCACUGUACUGUACAAAUGUCUCUCAUUAAAUUAUUUCCACUUAAUGUAUAGUAUUAAAUUGUAUAGAUCCAUGUUUUUCAAAGUUACUCUUUAAUGUUGGUGUUAGACAAAUCGAGAAACCGCCCUGUGCGUCGUCAGGGUCGUCUAUAGAUUUAAUUCAGGGUCAGAUAAUCUAUAGGGCAUAUCCGCAUUUGUUUCAUGAUUCCUAUCGUCAGCCACCUUAUUCCGGGAAAACCACGAAUACGGUGGCCGAUUGCCGUUUUGUAUGCAAUAUAGUACUACCGUGGACCAGGGUCUGUUCUUGUAGUAUUGCCGGAUUCAAUUCAAUGUAACUGUAUUAAUGUUAAUAUGUUAUUUCGAAUAUUUUUAUUUAUUUCGACAUGGCUGUAGCACUACGGUGUUCGUAUGGGCUGCACUCACUUAAUAUAAUCGUGUUCCUAUACUGAACUCCCAUUUCAGUGUGUAUUAAAUUAAAUCUAUUACAAUAUUGA